UACACAAGUGCACAGCUGGUUCCUUAAGUGUCUGCCAUGAAACAUUACUUGUGCCGGACCAUCCUCUAUUUGCUGAUCUUCGCAGUUCUCAUUAUCACUCCGGAUGCUCAGAGUGACUCUGAGUGUUCCACAGAAAUCAGAGUACGUCUCAACACAGUUCAUAAUGCCUCAGUUGGACAACAAUUUAGGAUUAAUUGCACAGUUAUUUUUUGCAAUGAUUCACCACCAACAGUCUCCUGGUAUAAAGUUGAGGAAACUGGUGUCCCCGUCAAUGUCAGCAGUGACAGUCACAUUAAAACAGAGUGGAAACAUUUAAACAAGUCAGCAGGGAUCUUCUAUUUGAUCUUCCAAAGCAUUGUCAGAAGUGACUCUGGUCAGUAUCAGUGUCAAGAUGGACCGACUAUGGGUCAUGCCAUCACUGUCAAUGUCUAUGAUAAUGUGAAGCUCACCACAGCUUCGUGGACAACUUUGGCACCAGUGAAUACAACUUCUGCUGACACUUUCUGGCCAGUCAUAUACCGUGUUGUUGGGAGCGUGGUGUUUGUCACCGUAAUAAUAUUAAUAUGUGUUACAUCAAAGCGAGGGUGCAAAGGAAAACCGAGGAAGACAACAAAACCAAGUCAGGAGCUCUACACUCAUAUCUAUGACAAUGAUGUAUGAUGACGAUCCUCAUGUCUGAAAUGCUCUGAAAUCAGUCUGUGAAGCUCAGUUUAUUAUAAUCAGCAUAUUUUACUGAUGUGUGAGCUAAGUCUUGCUACAAUUUAUUCUUUAAAUCUACUGGCUUCUCACUGGUGUGUGUUACCGUGUACCCAGUUUAGCAUUUUUUGAAUUCCUGUAAAUCAAUUCAAACUGUAGAAGUGAGAUUUCCUACUUGAGAAACCACUAUUGUUUAGUCUGCAAAGACUGCGGGUGCAUGUAUGUGUGUGCGUAAGUGUGCACGUGUGUACGUGCGUGUGUGUGGUGUAUGACACAUUGGAAAGGUAAUAGUUUUGCUUCCUGUACAGGUAACAGUUUUGCACACAUCCUGUGCAAAUAGGACCUUUGACUGUAUUUAUGAUUGAAUUAGUGUGUUUGCAUCGCUGCUCUCUGUCGUUUAUGAUUAAAGAAG
Molecule: messenger RNA, 1108 nt
Organism: Oreochromis aureus
Lineage: Eukaryota; Metazoa; Chordata; Actinopteri; Cichliformes; Cichlidae
Product: B- and T-lymphocyte attenuator-like
Exons: 5
Coding region: 37-660 (207 amino acids)
Biological process (GO): immune response-regulating cell surface receptor signaling pathway
Cellular component (GO): plasma membrane
Molecular function (GO): signaling receptor activity
Source: RefSeq, a predicted model, not a curated record